This is a messenger RNA of Heterotrigona itama, 10914 nucleotides long. Lineage: Eukaryota; Metazoa; Arthropoda; Insecta; Hymenoptera; Apidae. The record is from the annotation of a GenBank genome assembly.
CAAACUGUUAAUCGAUGCGUGAGUGUUACGAUAAGUACUCUUUGUCACUACGAAAUGUAUAUCGUGUUAUUUGUUUAUCAAAAUACUGAAUUAUUUCUUUUAAUUAGUAUCAAUCUCAGUUUCCUGCUGUUUGGUAUCAAGCAACACGCCAAGGAAUGGAAGCAAGUCCUCGGUCAUUAUCUUCUGGUCCAAACUGUUCAUGAAAUGAACAACCUAUAUUUGAUAAUCGAGAAUUUCCGAAGCGAGGUCGAACUUGUCAUCACUGGUUUAGAUCGUUUCACAUCUGUCAUGCAAGCGAUCUCUGAUAUAAAGAAGACAGCAAUUCAAGCAGAAGUUCGCUACACAACCUGCCAGGAGACCUUUCGAACUCUGCGCAGUCACGAUAUAACUUUUCCCGAAGAGGACGAGCAAAUGGCUUAUAAUUUGCAACGUGAUUGGGAGUCUUUGUAUCUGGGCGCUCUGUACAGGGCUUCGACUUUGGCAAGUACUUCCGAUAGAUUUUCUGACAUGACGCAAGAGCAAAUAAACGAAUUCGUGAAGGAACUCGAACAAUUUGCAACGGACUUCGAGGUCAACGGCCCUGGCAGUGUAGGGGAGAAUCUCGAACGCGGACUGGUCAAAAUGGACGAAUACGGGAAGCUGAUCGCGAAAUACGAGGAACGACGUCUGAACCUGGUCAAGUCCGAGAUACUGUUCGAUCUUCCAGCGACUGAUUACUCGGUCUUCUUGAAAAUCAAGAGAGACUACGAGGGGAUGCGGAUGUUGUUCGAACUGUACAAGGAACAAAGGGACAUGAGGACCGUGUGGGCGCAGACACUCUGGGUGAACCUGGAUCCUCAACAACUGAUCGACGGGAUGGAUCACUUUAUCAGAGAGUUUCGCAAACUGCCGAGAUUCGUGAAGGAACUGAGCGUUGGACAGGCUUUGGACGCGAACAUGAAAAGCUUCAAGAAUUCUGUGCCGCUGUUUAUCGAGUUGAAAAACGAAGCGAUGAGGGAGAGACACUGGAAGCAACUGAUGGAGAAAACUGGACGAUAUUUUGAUAUGGAUCCGGACAGGUUCACCUUGGAGAACAUGUUCGCCAUGGAGUUAGGAAAAUAUCAAGAAAUAGCUCGAGAAAUCGUGAUGAAUGCCGUGAAAGAGCUCGCCAUAGAAAGAGGCUUGAAAGACUUGACUGAAGUCUGGAAAAACAUGGAAUUCACCGUGGUGAAACAUUACAAAGGUACCGAGGAUCGAGGAUUCAUUUUGGGACCGAUAGACGAGUUGAACCAGAUCCUCGAGGACAAUAUGAUGAACGUGAAUGGCAUGGCAGCCUCGCAGUUCAUCGGCCCUUUUCUCAGCGCCGUGCAAAAAUGGGAGAUCACGAUGCACACGAUAUCCGAGGUUCUCGAAUUAUGGAUGCAACUACAGAAGAGAUGGCUGUACCUCGAGGGUAUCUUCGUGGGCGGUGACAUAAGAUACCAAUUGCCAGACGAAGCGAAGAAGUUCGACGAAAUUGAUAAAUCCUUUAAGAAACUUAUGACAGACACGUCGAAGAGGCUGAACGUUCUCGAGUGUUGCACGAUUAAAGGUAAACUAACGAGUUUCUCAAAUGAUUUACAAAUCAAUCAAGAUUCCGUACUAAAUUCAGAUUGUGAUUUUGAAACGAACUUUAGAAAUGCUAGCUUCAGAUCGAUGAAAUCCGGUGAUCCAGGUCGACGAGAGGAGUUCGAGUCGAUGAUCCGUGCACUGGACAAGUGCCAGAAGUCCCUGGCAGACUACUUGAACAGUAAACGAGCAGUUUUCCCGAGAUUCACUUUCCUAAGCGACGACGAGCUGCUGAACAUCCUUGGCAGCGGUGUGCCCGCCGCCAUUCAAGAGCACGUGGGCAAGAUGUUCGAUAAUUUGGACAGAUUCCGGUUCGAAAAGAACGACACCGAACGCGUGAUUGCCGCGGCGUUGAUCUCGUGCGAGCAGGAGCUGAUGGAUUUCAGAAACGUAGUUUUGGCCGAGGGAAAGAUCGAGGAGUGGAUGGUGCUCGCUUUGGACGAGAUGAAGAAAUCGAACAGAUUCCUGACGAAGAAAGCUGUCUACAAUUAUGGCAAAAUCAGAAGAUCCAGGACGAACUGGAUGCUAGACUUUCAAGGGAUGAUGAUCCUGGCGGCUGAUCAAAUAUGGUGGACAGCAGAGGUGGAGAAUGUGUUCGUGAAAAUGUCUGAAGGGCAGAUGCGUGCUAUGAAAGACUAUCUGAAGCAAUUGAACAGCCGAUUGAACGAAGUGGUGACGUUGAUGGGUAGUGACAUGUUGACGAAUAACGAUAGAAAGAAACUUGAUAUGGUAUUGACGCUUGACGUUCAUAUGAAAGAUAUCGUAGAGGGUUUCGUUAGAGACAGCAUUAUGGAUCCUGCGGAAUUCGAGUGGGAAAGUCAAUUAAGGUUUUAUUGGGUCCACGAUCUGGAUAAUCUUUGGAUACACCAAUGCACGGGAACGUUCGAAUACGGCUACGAGUACAUGGGACUCAACGGAAGACUCGUUGUUACACCUUUGACUGACAGAAUAUACCUGACUAUUACACAAGCUCUAUCAAUGCAUCUGGGUGGAGCUCCAGCAGGGCCAGCUGGAACCGGAAAGACAGAGACUACGAAAGACUUGGCAAAAGCAUUAGGAUUAUUGUGCGUCGUCACAAAUUGCGGCGAAGGGAUGGAUUACGUGGCGAUAGGGAAGACACUGGGUGGCCUUGCACAGUGCGGAGUAUGGGGUUGCUUCGACGAAUUUAAUCGCAUCGAUAUUUCCGUGCUAUCCGUCAUUUCCACGCAGCUUCAAACAAUACGCUCUGCUUUGAUGGCGAAAGCGUCCAGAUUCUUGUUCGAGGGAUACGACAUAGUGCUUGACACGAAAGUGGGCAUAUUCAUCACGAUGAAUCCGGGGUACGCCGGCCGAACGGAAUUGCCGGAAUCGGUGAAAGCCCUCUUCAGGCCAGUGGUCUGUGUAGUUCCGGAUAACGAGCUGAUUUGCCAGAUAAAGUUGUUUAGCUCCGGCUUCUUGACCGCCAAGGCCCUGGCCAAGAAGAUGACGGUCCUGUACAAAUUGGCAAGCGAACAACUGAGCAAGCAGAACCACUACGACUUCGGUUUAAGAGCACUCAAGUCCGUGCUCAAUAUGGCCGGCCAGCUGAAGAGAACUUCCGGCGACCUGGCUGAGGACGUGGUGCUCAUGAGGGCGCUGCGCGACAUGAAUUUACCGAAAUUUAUCUUCGACGACGUCCCCUUGUUCCUUGGACUUAUCGCUGAUCUCUUCCCGGACCUCGACUGCCCGCGGCUUCAUUAUCCCGAUUUCAACGAGGCUGUUAAUCAAGUACUGCACGAGCAACGAUACACUGUUUUGUCUGUGCAGAUAGAUAAAGUAGUUCAAUUGUACGAAGUAAUGAUGACUAGACACUCGACAAUGGUGAUUGGACCAACAGGAGGUGGAAAGACUGUCGUGAUCGAAACUCUUUGCAAAGCUCAGACUCGUCUUAACAAACCUACCAAACUCUACAUUUUGAAUCCAAAGGCAUGCACCGUGAAUGAACUUUAUGGAGUGUUGGAUCCAAUGACCCGCGACUGGACAGACGGUCUCCUGAGUAACAUUUUUAGGGAAGUGAACAGACCAUUAGAAGCGAAUAAGGAUGAAAAGAAAUAUAUCUUGUUCGACGGUGACGUGGAUCCACAAUGGAUUGAGAAUAUGAAUUCCGUGAUGGAUGAUAAUAAAUUAUUGACUCUGGCCAAUCAAGAAAGGAUCAAGAUGCAGAAUCACUGUAGUCUGCUGUUUGAGAUAGGUGACUUGCAGUACGCUUCGCCAGCCACUGUGUCCAGAGCUGGCAUGGUGUACGUGGACCCAAAGAACCUGGGCCACCAGCCUUACAUGGACAAAUGGAUACAGAGUAAAAACAAAUCGGACCAGGAGCCAUUGCGCGGAUUCUGCGAGAAAUACGUGGACGGUGCUAUAGCGCUCAUUAUAGAAGGAAUGCUCGGGUUGCAGCAACUCAAACCGCUUAAGAUGAUCAUACCGCAAACAAGGCUCAACAUGGUAGUACAACUCUGUUACGUAUUCGACGGUCUCCUCGCCGUUCUGAAUUCUCAACUACCUCUUGCUGCCAAACUCGAGGAAAACGAAGAAAUAAGGGCAGAGCCAUUAUUCGCCAGAGAGGAAGUUCUCGAGGCAAUGUAUAUUCAAGCUUGCUACUGGUCCUUGGGAGCGUCACUAGUCAGCGAGCACAGGCCUAACUUCGACGAUUAUAUAAAGAGAACUUCUGGAUUCAUGAUGGUGCAGGAUACUGCCGAGAAGCGAGCUACUGUGCGAUACAUUCCCGUGACGGAGAAGUUGCUGUACGAUUAUUUCUUGGACUUGGAGAAGAAUAUUUGGCUCCCAUGGAAAGUGCUGGUCCCUGAUUACGUUCACGACAGAAGGAAGAAUUUCUCCGACAUUUUGGUCCCUACUCUAGACACCCUUAGAACUACGUGGUUCGUUCAAAUGAUGAACGAACGAAACCGACCAGUUCUUUUAGUUGGCGAGACUGGCACCUCGAAAACCGCUAUAAUUCACGAGUUUCUCCGAAAUCUGAGCACCGAUAAAUACAAUCAGCUCUUGAUCAAUUUCUCAUCGAGAACAACUUCGAUGGAUGUGCAAAGAAAUAUAGAGGCUGUUGUAGAGAAGAGAACGAGAGAAAUUUACGGACCACCACCUGGUAAAAAGUUGUUACUUUUCAUCGAUGACAUGAAUAUGCCACUUGUGGACACUUAUGGUACCCAGCAGCCCAUAGCGCUUCUCAAGUUCUUGUUCGAAAGAGGUGGAUUCUACGAUCGUGGAAAGGAUCUUUCUCUAAUGUACAUGAGAGAUAUGUGUAAAACUAUAAUGAAUUAUAAUUAUCUUCUUGUACAAACGAACAAAAGUUGCAAAGAAUUUACUGUUUCUAAAGGUUACUUAGCAGCAAUGGGAAGGCCUGGUGGAGGAAGAAACGAAGUAGAUCCAAGAUUCAUCUCUAUGUUCUCUGUCUACAACGUCGUAUUCCCUGCAGACGAAACGCUGAAUUAUAUUUGCACAAGCAUACUGAGUGGACACUUGCAGAUAUUUUCGGAGGAGGUGCAAGCAAUUGCAGAAACCCUGGUGCAAGUUACCCUGAGCCUCUAUCAGAAAGUUGCCGCAGAAUUAUUACCAACGCCGAGUAAAUUCCACUACGUCUUCAACAUGCGAGAUUUGUCGAGAAUUACCGCUGGACUUCUUCAAAGCCACCCUGAUUAUCUUUCGAGUGUGAAACAGAUCGUUAGACUUUGGAGGAACGAGUUCACCAGAAUCAUAUGCGAUCGUUUGAUCAACGAAGAGGAUGAGAAUAUCGUGUUUGCAUACAUGAAGGAGAAGAUUCAACAAACUUGGGAAGAAAAGCGUGAAGUCAUAGAGUACGUAAUGAGAGACCCUCUGUUGUUCGGUGAUUUUAGAAACGCAAUGAACGAAGGGGAAUCACGAUUUUACGAAGAUUUGUUGGAUUACGAAGCUGUCUACAGUUUGUUGUUGGAGAUUUACGAAGACUAUAACGAGAGGAACGUGACGAAAUUGCACAUGGUCUUCUUCAACGACGCGCUCGAGCAUUUGACCAGAGUUCAUCGGGCGUUCAGAAUGCACAGGGGGCACGUUCUGGUGAUCGGUAUCGGCGGAAGUGGGAAGAAGUCGGUGAUCAGAUUAGCGUCGUACGCGGCGAAUUUCCGAAUUUUCGAAAUCGCCUUGACUCGAGGCUACGGCGAAGCUUCGUUCCGCGACGACAUGAGGACACUUUACAGCAAGGUGGGCGUGGAGAAUCGGAGGAUCGUGUUUCUAUUCACUGGCGCUCACAUCGUCGACGAAAGUUUUUUGGAAUUGGUGAACAACAUGUUGAUAACCGGCGUCGUGCCGGCGUUGUUCAGCGACGAGGACAAGGACGAAAUUGUCAACUCUUGCAGAAGUCAGGCUGUGGAAGCUGGUUUUGGUGUCACCAGGGAAAAUGUAUGGUCAUAUUUCGUGAAAACCAGCCUGCAAAAUUUACGAAUAGCACUGUCGAUGAGUCCGUCGGGAGAUUUAUUGAGGACAAGAUGUCGGAGUUAUCCUGGUCUGGUGAACAGUACCACCAUAGAUUGGAUGCUCCCUUGGCCCGAACAAGCUUUGGUCUCCGUGGCCAAUGUUACUCUUAGAGACGAUCCAAACAUACCACAAGCUCACAGAGACGCUCUGGUAGAGCACAUGGUGUUUACUCAUAAAACUGUUUGCGAUUAUACAGUGGAAUUCCAGACGAAACUACGGAGGAGGAACUACGUGACACCUAAACAUUAUCUAGACUUCAUAAACAAUUACCUGCACCUCCUAGUGGAGACAAAACAUUACAUAAAUUCACAAUGUGACCGACUUUCCGGAGGGCUGCAGAAGAUUGCGGAGGCCUCGGUAACUCUGAACGAGUUGAAUAAGAUUCUAGCCGUGCAACGGGUAAAAGUGGCUGAUCAAACGAGGAAUUGCGAGCAAUUAUUGGCCUCCAUAGGAGAAAGUACGGAUAUUGCGAUGGAGAAGAAACAGUUGAGCGAGCAGGAGAGGCAGACGAUAGAAGAACAGAGGAAGAUUAUCAACAAAGAGGAAACGGAAGCGAAACAGGCGUUAGCCGAGGCGCAACCUGUUCUAGAUCUAGCCAGAGAAGCCCUUGGCGAACUCGAAAAAGCAGACAUCACCGAAAUAAGAUCGUUCGCGACUCCACCGGAACCGGUGCAGAUCGUCUCAGAAUGCGUGGCAAUGCUGCGAGGUGUCAAAGACAUUUCUUGGAAAGGUGCAAAAGGAAUGAUGAGCGAUCCAGGAUUCUUACGAUCGCUACAAGAAAUGAACUGCGACAAGAUCACGUUGAAAACGCAACAAGCAGUGAAAGCUCAUUUGAAGAAAACCACGAAGCUGGAUCAGAUGCAGUCCAUCAGCAAGGCUGGAUAUGGACUAUACAAAUUCGUAUUGGCUGUGUUGGACUACUGUGCCGUUUUUAGAGAGGUGAAGCCAAAGAUCGAUCGCGUCAAGGAAUUAGAAGCUGAAUCAGAGCGAGCGCGAAAGGCGUUGGAACGAGAGGAGCGGGAAUUACGAAGGCUGGAAAAGACCAUUGCCGAGUUGAACGCGAAAUACGAGAAUGCCAUGGCAGAGAGGCAGAAACUGCAAGAGGAGAUGGACUUGCUUCAGAGGCGUUUGAUAGCUGCCGACAAGUUAAUCAGCGGCCUGUCUUCUGAAAACGAACGAUGGAGGAAGGAGUUGCAGACGCUUCACGGACAGAUGGAGAAAAUUAUUGGAAACUGUCUGCUCUCCGCAGGAUUUCUUGCGUACUGUGGGCCAUUCAGUUACGAGUAUAGGAACCGGAUGUUGUACGACGAUUGGUGGAACAGUAUAGUACAAAAGGAAAUUCCAUUCACGGACACGUUCAGAAUUCAGACGGAGCUGAGCAACGAUGUUGAAAUUAGCACAUGGACGUCCGAGGGUCUACCGCCAGACGAAUUGUCGGUACAGAACGGUAUUCUGACGACAAGGGCCUCCAGAUUCCCGGUUUGCAUCGAUCCACAGCAACAAGCUCUGAACUGGAUCAAAAGGCGAGAGCAGAGGAAGAAUUUAAAGAUCCUGUCGUUCGCUGAUCCAGACUUCCUGAAGCAAGUGGAACUUGCAAUAAAAUAUGGUCUCCCAGUUCUAUUCCAGGACGUCGAUGACAUUGAUCCUGUUCUAGAUAACGUCCUAUCGAAGAACGUACAAAAUGUGGGAGGUAGAAUGUUCGUUCUACUUGGCGACAAGGAAGUGGAUUACGACCCGAGAUUCAAGAUUUAUCUCACCACAAAGAUGUCGAAUCCUAUUUUCGACCCUGCUGUGUAUGCUAAGGCUACUGUGAUCAAUUACAUGGUGACAUUAGGGGGUCUGGAGGACCAACUGCUAUCGGUGGUCGUUCGAACGGAGAGGCCAGACAUCGAGGAACAACGCGAGAGCCUAAUCGCCGAGACCAGCGAGAACAAGAACCUCCUGCAGCAACUGGAGGACAGUUUGCUCCUCGAGAUCGCGACGAACAAGGGCAACAUGCUGGACAACAUCGAGCUGAUCGAAACUUUGGAGAGCACCAAGUCCAGUGCCGCGGAGGUGACGAGGAAACUGUAUCUGGCCGAGGUUACAGCUGCUGACGUGAACAAACUUCGAGACGGUUAUCGAUCGGUGGCGAAAAGGGGAGCGAUACUGUUCUUCGUUCUGGCAGACAUGUCUAUGGUGAACCCGAUGUACCAAUAUUCCUUGAUCAGCUACGUGGAAGUGUUCGUCUACUCGCUGAAGAAAGCGAUCCCGGAUCCAACGUUGAGUCGUCGCCUGCAGAAUAUCAUUCCGAUGCUGACGAAGAACGUGUACGAUUACGGUUGCACCGGGAUUUUCGAGAGGCAUAAGUUGCUGUUCUCGUUUCAAAUUUGCACGAAACUCGAGGAAAGCACGGGGAACGUGAGUCAACAGCAACUGGAUUUCUUCGUCAAAGGGAGUGUCACGUUGGAGAAGGCGGCGAGAGUCAAUCCCACGGAAUGGUUAUCGGCCACCGGAUGGACGGACUUGUUGAAACUGAGCAGCGACUUUCCCGACGACUUUGGCAACAUUGUCGAUGAACUGACCUCGCACGUAGCUGAGUGGCAAGCUUGGCACGACAUGGAUGCUCCAGAAUCUGCAGACUUUCCUUUAGAUUAUUCCACCAAGUUGACACCGUUCGAGAAACUCAUGUUAAUACGCUGUUUACGCGUCGACCGAGUUUAUCGAAGUGUCGUUAAUUACAUCACCGAGAUUAUGGGAGAAGAGUACAUCACUCCCCCUCAUGUUAGUUUCGAAUUAAUCUUUGAGCAAAGUACGCCUACGAUGCCUGUUAUUUUCAUCCUAAGUCCUGGAUCUGAUCCAUCGUCGGAAUUAAUGAAGCUAGCAGACAAGUACGGAUGUGGGGGAGGAAAAUUUAAGUAUCUAUCGCUUGGACAGGGCCAAGAGAAGAUUGCAAUAGAGUUAUUAGAGACUGCGGUGUCCAGAGGGCAAUGGCUAAUGUUUCAAAACUGUCAUUUGCUAUUAAGUUUCACCAGAGUUCUAGAGAAACUACUGGAGGAUGUUGGGAAGCCUCACCCGGAUUUCCGGUUGUGGCUCACUACCGAUCCGACUCCCACAUUUCCCAUUGGAAUAUUACAACAGUCUUUGAAAGUCACCGAGCCACCCAGUGGAUUGAAAUUAAAUCUCAAAAGUACCUAUCUGAAGAUCAAGCCGCAGAUGCUCGAAAGUUGCGCGCAUCCUGCUUACAAACAUUUAGUUUACGUAUUAGCUUUCUAUCACGCGGUCAUUCAAGAGAGAAGGAGGUACGAUAAAAUUGGCUGGAAUAUAAAUUACGAUUUCAACGAGUCGGACUUCAAUGUAUGCAUAACUAUUUUGGACACUUAUUUAACUAAGGCGCUCGUAGCAAAAAAUCCUAGGCUCCCUUGGAACAGCUUGAAAUAUUUGAUAGGAGAAGUAAUGUACGGUGGCCGGGUGAUAGACAGCUACGAUCGUCGAGUAUCCGAAACCUACAUGGAUGAAUACUUCGGAGAUUUCCUUUUCGACAGCUUUCAACCCUACCACUUUUAUCGCGACAAGGAAGUCGAUUACGUGAUACCACCGGAAGGGGAACUGGAAGAUUAUGGAAAGUUCAUCGAGGGACUACCAUUGGUGAACACUCCAGAGGUCUUUGGACUCCAUCCAAAUGCCGAAAUUGGCCACUUCACACAGGCUGCGAAGGAAAUGUGGAGCAAUCUGAUACAACUGCAACCGCAAACUGAAGUCAAUGGGAAUGAAAUAAACAAAGAUGAAUUUAUCGACAACAUCGCAAAGGACAUACUCGAUAAAGUUCCUGUCGAGUACGAUCUCGUUAGAAUCAGAAAACACUUUGGCCCAAUGAUAACUCCGACCACAAUUGUUCUUUUCCAAGAAUUGGAAAGGUUUAACAAGCUGAUUAGGGCGAUGAAAAUUUCCUUAGUGAAAUUGAGAAAGGCUAUCGUUGGUGAAAUUGCAAUGGACGCGACUCUCGAAAAUAUAUCCGCAGCGUUAUACAAUGGCAUAUUACCACAAGAAUGGGCCAGAUUAGCGCCAGACACAAAGAAAACUCUGGGUGGAUGGAUAGAACAUUUCGAGAAGAGAAUACAACAGUACAAUAGUUGGUCCACAACGAGCGAACCUAUAGUUCUCUGGUUAGCCGGAAUGCACAUCCCAGAAACCUAUUUAGCGGCCCUCGUGCAAAUGGCUUGUCGAAGAAACAGUUGGUCUUUGGAUCGUUCUGUCAUGUACACAGCAGUAUCGAGACAUACCAGACCAGAGCAUGUAGAGGAAAGACCCGACGAGGGUUGUUACGUAAGUGGAUUAUAUUUGGAAGGAGCUAGAUGGGACUUGGAAGAGCAAUGUCUCAAGAAAUCACAUCCAAAAAUCCUGAUAGAGGAAUUACCAAUUCUCAUUAUCGUUCCAGUGGAAGCUCAUAGACUCAGACUUCAGAACACUUUUAGAACACCAGUGUAUACUACUUCAAAUCGAAGAAACGCUAUGGGGGUAGGUUUGGUUUUCGAGGCGAACCUUGCUACAGAAGAACAUAUUUCUCACUGGGUAUUGCAAGGAGUUUGUUUAAUAUUAAAAUAUUUAAAAUUCGAAAUCAUUUCAUUAACAUUGGAAAUGAAAUUGAGUAGAGUAGAAAAUCUACAUUACAUCAAAAAAUAUUUAUCAGAAUAUAUACUAUUUGUAGAAUAUUUAUAGUACUUAUAUUAUACAUAUUAAUUUUCAUUCAAAUUCUACAUGAUAUAAUUAGGCAUAAUUCUAUAAUAUUAUUACAGAUAUAUUUGUAGCAAUCGUGGAAGUAUUAAACCUGAAAAUAUAUUCUUGAAAAUUCUUUUUACAAGUCUC